This is a messenger RNA of Asparagus officinalis (garden asparagus), 822 nucleotides long. RefSeq names its product protein TIFY 5A-like. Gene Ontology annotation, cellular component: nucleus. The transcript is spliced from 3 exons. NCBI's taxonomy places the organism in Eukaryota, Viridiplantae, Streptophyta, Magnoliopsida, Asparagales, Asparagaceae. The coding region runs from base 89 to 568 and encodes 159 amino acids. The record is from RefSeq and is a predicted model, not a curated record. Gene Ontology annotation, biological process: regulation of defense response; response to wounding; regulation of jasmonic acid mediated signaling pathway.
CUCGUCUUCAUUUUAAUCUCUCUCACAAUAAUUUUCAAAUUUCCUCUUUAAUAUUCGUGCAAAAAAUAUUCAAAAAUUAUAUAUUUUGAUGGAUAGAGUUCAUGAUCCAGAGCUCGAGCUCCGGCUUGGUAGCAGCCACCACAGUUCGUCAGCGGAUUCAAACUCUUCAAUGUCAAGCACGGUUACAGAUUGGCUCAGAAACGAUCCACAAUAUCAUCAUCAUCAACAUCAACAGCAACAACACUUUUUGCAGCGACAACAGAUUACCUUUUUUUAUAAUGGAAAUAUUUGUGUCGGUGAUGUUACUGAGAUACAGGCAAGAGCAAUAAUAUGCAUGGCAAAGAAAGAGACGGCGGAGGGAACAACAGAGAAGAACAAAGAGAUCCCUUCAUCAUCUCAGUUUCGACCGGCCGUAUCUCCAACACCAGCAACGGAUCUUGGGCCGCCGCUGAUGAGUCCUGGACUUUCAAUGAAGAGAUCGCUGCAGAGAUUCCUUCAGAAGAGGAAGACGAGGAUGGACGCAGCUUCACCAUACAACUCAUGCACAGUCGAGUGGGACCGGCAAUAGCUGAUUUCUCUUACAUUCAGGAUGCAGCAAAGAGAUCUUAAAAUUUGGAUUACUGCACAAAUCACUGAUUCUACAGAAAUCCAACAGAGCUUGGAUGGAUGGAAGAUGGAUGCAUGAAUCUUAAUUUUGAUUUAUUUGUAAUGUUAUUUAUUGAUUUGGUUGGAACACUAUGCGUGACUCAUGUUGAUUACACUCUCUCUUUGGAUGUGAAACAUUGCAUAGAAUGUAGAAAUUAUUAAGAUUUUCCCUGUCUA